AUGGCAAAGCUAGCAAAAGAUUCUGGAAUCAACGACACGGUAGCGUCGGCACCAGUAUAUCAGGCAACGCCCGGCAAUAUACCUCAGGAAAUUUGGGGACUUAUACUUAGUUUUGUCGACGAUGAGUUCACACUCUGGGUCACCUGUCGCCAGGUGUCACGCGUCUUCCGAACAGAGGCAGAAUGCGAGUUUGCUUUCACACGGCUCCCAAAACUAAGCUUCUCUUCGUCGGCUAGUUGCAAUUAUUCGAUUACGGAACAUACACAUUGCUACCGCUGCGAAAUCUUUACGGAAAGUCUCCAGUGCUUUCUUCAAGAUGGCCAAGAAGUCAUAUACAAGAUCAAGAUUGACUCCUGUCUCUGCGAUAUAGAUAACAACGGCAGAUCGAUAGCUGGAAACUAUUCAGGGAACCACAGUAGCUUAAGGGAGACAGUUACCGGUCUACUGGCAUAUCGGUUUCCUCAUGAUAUCAUGCCACAAUUCAAGCGUCAUAUUCAUAGAGUAGAGCUUGGAUAUUAUUUCAAUGACACGCCCCUCAAGUACACUAGCCUGGACUUUGACAACCUUACGUUAGCUUUCCGAUGGAAGCCUUUUAUGAACGACUUUUUCAAGAACAUCUCGUAUAUUCAAAAGCGCACCCAGAUCACAACACCUAUUGGUUGUCUUGCAGAAGAGUCUCUUGACCAACUUUUCGAGAGAAUCGCUGCCAAUCCAGAGUUCGAAAGGAAGAUGCUGGACGAUUGGCCAUUGGAUUAUGGGGAAGAGGAAAACCAAUAUUUCUAUGAAGCAUAUGUUGAUCGUGUGCGCCACACAUAUCCAGAGGGCCUAGUAAAGAUUAUGUUUUUGUCUUAUCCUAGGCAUGGUUCAGAAAAUUGA
Messenger RNA from Bipolaris victoriae FI3, 876 nucleotides. RefSeq lists its product as hypothetical. The transcript has 3 exons. The record is from RefSeq and is a predicted model, not a curated record. NCBI's taxonomy places the organism in Eukaryota, Fungi, Ascomycota, Dothideomycetes, Pleosporales, Pleosporaceae. Bases 1 to 876 code for a protein of 291 amino acids.